CAUAAAACUAUUAAAUAGGUAAAAUAUUUAAUGGACAAGUGGAAAGGUUGAAAUAGAAAGAAAUAAUUUAUAAAUAAAGUUUUUGUUUUAAUUAUUUCAAUAUGAAUUGUGGUGUAAAAUUUCCUAACCUUGCUUACCAAAACAAAUCUCAUCCUCUACUAAUUGCCUUCGGAAAUCCCAUACUAGAUGUAACUAUUAAAAUUAAUAGCGAUGAUAUAUUUACAAAAUUUAAUCUCGAUGCAAAUCAACCUGAAGAGAGACCAUCUGAACAUAUUGAAAAAAUUAAAGAAGAUGCUCUAAAGUUAUCUGAAGGUAAGAGCAGUAUAAACCCAGGAGGAUCUGCCUUGAAUUCUUUAAGAAUUUUAUGUUUGCUUUUACAACCUGAUUACCGAGUGAUGCACUGCGGUUCAAUUGGGGAUGAUUCGAAUGGUAAAACUCUCUUAAAUUUACUGACACCCUCAUGUGUCGAUACAAGGUACGAAGUCAUUCCAGAUCAAUCAACUGCAAAUUGUUUAUGUUUAACGCACGAAGACUCUUCUUGUUUAAUAGCUGAUAUCGGUGCAGCAAUGCAUUAUAAAAUAGAUUUUGUAACUAAAUCUUUGAUGCAAGACGUACUUAAUACUAGUUUUAUAUAUGUAGAAGGAUUUUUUAUACCCAAUAGAUAUCAAAUAUGUGAAUAUCUAUUAAAAGAUAUAUGUGAAAAGAACGGCAUAGUGUUUAUAAUGAAUUUAAGUGGUACUUAUAUUUGCAAAAAUUAUCCGAAUGAAUGUAAAACGCUAGCAGAAUCUGCAGAUCUAGUCUUUGGAAACGCUGAGCAAUUUUUAGAAUUAGGCAAGGCUUAUAAUUUCAAUAACUUGGAUAGUGUUAUGGAGCAUUUGAUUAAAGUUUACAAGCCUCUAAAAAAGAAAUGCACUAGUUUCAAAAGUAAGAUAGUUAUAGCAACUGAUGCUUCAAAACCAGUUACCAUAUUUCACCAACAAGAUGAAAAGAUUUGCAAAAUGUCUGUUGAAAUCGAGAAAAUUCCAUCGGCGCUUAUAAAAGAUACAACAGGUGCAGGUGAUGCAUUCCUCGCUGGCUUCUUAUAUAAAUUCUUGCAGGACAAUACUUUACGAACUUGUUCAGAAUUUGGAAGUAGGGUAGCAGCCGACAUUAUUAAGAGGAUUGGAGUCAAUUUAACACCUCAAUUUCUACAAAUGAAUAAAUAAAUGAUGGUUUUGGAACAAUUU
Ctenocephalides felis (cat flea) is the source of this 1226-nucleotide messenger RNA. RefSeq names its product adenosine kinase-like. The transcript is spliced from 5 exons. The record is from RefSeq and is a predicted model, not a curated record. NCBI's taxonomy places the organism in Eukaryota, Metazoa, Arthropoda, Insecta, Siphonaptera, Pulicidae. Gene Ontology annotation, cellular component: cytosol; nucleus. Gene Ontology annotation, biological process: purine ribonucleoside salvage. Bases 102 to 1205 code for a protein of 367 amino acids. Gene Ontology annotation, molecular function: adenosine kinase activity.